Molecule: messenger RNA, 756 nt
Organism: Eucalyptus grandis
Lineage: Eukaryota; Viridiplantae; Streptophyta; Magnoliopsida; Myrtales; Myrtaceae
Exons: 1
Coding region: 1-756 (251 amino acids)
Source: RefSeq, a predicted model, not a curated record
AUGAACUUAGCUAUAUCCCCCCCAACUUCUGUUGGGAAAAAUGUUGUUGUCCACCUUUCUGAGGAUGUUGUGCAUGCUGCUGAUCCGAAAUGGAAACACUGUCUAAUGGGUUACUUUGUUAGAAAGAGAGUUCCUUUCAAAAUGACUGAAUCGGUACUUAAGGAUACUUGGGGAUCUCAUUUAACGGAAGUGCUAGCUAACAAUGAAGGAUUCUAUUUCUUCUUUAUUUCGGAUAAUGAUUAUCACAGGAAAAUUCUCGAUGAAGGCCUGCUAACGGUGGAUAGAGUACCACUUAUCCUUAAACAAUGGCCCCCCACUCUUGAGUUGAGGAAUGAUAUGCAAUCUUUUGUGCCCAUUUGGAUUCGCAUGAAGAACAUCCCGUUCACUUAUUGGUCAACUCUUGGUAUUAGCCAAAUAGCAAGUGCGGUGGGUAGAUUGUUGUAUGUAGACCCUUUUACUUUAAAAAUGAGACAACUAUCCUAUGUAAGGGUAUGUGUUGAAGUGUCUGCUAAGCUGGAAAGAUGUGAAAUAGUGGAAGUCUUCUUGAAUGGUGAAUCCUUCAUUGUCCCCAUCUUCUACGAGUGGAGACCGAUCUCCUGUCCCAAGUGCCAUGUGUUUGGCCAUAACUGUGAAAGAGUAGAAGUCCCGAUUCCCCCUGCUGUGGAUUCUCAGGUGCCUGUUGUUGCUGAAGUCCCGGUCCCUCCUACUGUGGAGUCUCGUACUCCUAUUGUUGUUGAGGCUUCUUCGAAUACUUAG